AUGUCGCAUCCUUGGUCUUACUACGCGUCCUCUGGAUACUAUCAAUAUCCAUACUAUGGAGCUUUUGGGUGUAAUGCUCAGACAUGCGGUGACAGUCAGUCUCAACAGGCUGCCGAAGUACUUGGAACUGCAUCUGAAAUUCCCCAACCACCUGGUGCACAAAGUGAUAGUAGUGUUUCGCCUGCUGCACCGACGGCUUCAACUUUGCCCCCUCAGUGUGCAUAUGGCGCUUACAAUGCUUACUUUCAGUAUCCUAUGGGAACUUAUUCAAGUGAUCCGGCAGUGGACGCUGCUCAACGAUGGAAUGCUAUGAACUGUUCUUAUUAUGGUUACUAUUCCGGGACAACUAUCGUUGGAUCUACACAAACCGCCUUGAACAAUCCUAGAUCGGAUAGCCGAUUAAAUAGUCAAAAUGGGGCUGCAAAUCCUGUGGGUUCUGGAACUGUUCCUGGGAAUAAUAACGCGCCUGCUGCCGGUAACACCCCUAAGCUCUAUGAGUCAGGGGGUGGUGAGAGUAAAUGGAGUCCCGAGUUAAAGAAUUACGUUCAAAGGGCUUUCCUUAGUACGGAUACUCCCAUUGAGAAGGAUCAAAUGGAAAGGAUACUUCGACAGAAAAUUGAAUACGUGUUUCGCAACAACGUUUCCGUCGACUGGACUAAAGAACCCAUUCCAGCCAUACCCACUAAAUGUCUCGCAGCAGCUACCCAGAUCACGGCGAAGAAGUCAUCAGUAAAAACAAACUCCGAAGGAUCCGAUAGCUCAUCAAUCCCGAGUUCACCAAAGGCUAGGCGCGGUCGCAAUAAAAGGCGCAACGGUGGUGGUCGGAAGAAGUCAUCUCCAAAGAAAGUUUCACCCUCGUCUCCCAUUGGCCGUGGAGGAAAGCGCGGUGGCGCUAAUGUUGUCCGAGGUCGUGGUGGCAAAACCGCUGCUCAGCAGAAACGUUGGACUGCUCCCGAUACGUCCCAACAUCGACUGAGCCAACGUGCCGAUCGUUUUAAGGAUCACCUAGGUGCUGGGUCUAUAGCCAAAUCAACUAAGCAGUUGAGCCUACUCGCUAGUGCCACGGACUCGGAUCUUCUGUCCGAGAGGUUGGAACAGUUUAAUAUCGUCGGUACUAUGCAGGAACUUGAGAAACCCUACCUGCGUUUAACUGCUGCUCCCGACCCGGCUAACGUGCGACCUCCAGAUGUUUUGAAGAAGGCCGUUGCGCACGUCAAACAGCGUUGGAAGGAGCGCGGUGAUUACUUGUGGGUAUGCGAACAACUCAAGAGCAUUCGUCAGGAUCUCACGGUACAACGCAUCCAAACGGAACUCACUGCCGAAGUUUACGAAGUUCAUGCUGACAUCGCCCUUGAAGCUGGCGACUCGCAGGAAUUUCACCAAUGCCAGUCGCAACUCUCUCUCCUCCAUGCGGAAGGUCUUGGUUUAUCUCGUCAUGCGGAAUUCACGGCCUACCGUCUUCUGUACUACAUAUUUACCCAGGAUUUAUUAGGUAUGAGCACGCUCCUAGCGUCAUUGAAGGAUUCACAGAGAACCAAUCCCUUCAUACGGUUUGCUCUGACAGUUCGAGAGGCUUGGGCUCUUCGUAAUUAUAAGCGCUUUUUCCAUCUCGCCUGUGACCCAGACGCUGCUGCUUCGUUCGAGACGAAAACGAGCAAAAUGCGUGGUUGUCGACAGAUCCUGUCCUGGUCCCUUGAUCGGGAGCGCAAAUUCGCUCUUAAAGCCAUCUUUAAGACUUAUCGUCCGUACUUGAGUUUCGACUUUGUCACGAAAACCCUUGGUUUUGGUGAUGCCAGUUCGUGUGCUGGUUUCAUUACCCGAGAGCUAGGUGUUGCUGCUGCCAGUUUGGAAAGUGUUGAAAAGGUAGACUGUAAGGAGAUUUGGUCCCAGAUGCGCCAGUCUGGCGCUGCGGAUGCAGUCGACCACUAG
This is a messenger RNA of Echinococcus granulosus, 1929 nucleotides long. RefSeq names its product Leukocyte receptor cluster member protein. The coding region runs from base 1 to 1929 and encodes 642 amino acids. NCBI's taxonomy places the organism in Eukaryota, Metazoa, Platyhelminthes, Cestoda, Cyclophyllidea, Taeniidae. Gene Ontology annotation, cellular component: nucleus. The record is from RefSeq and is a predicted model, not a curated record. The transcript is spliced from 9 exons.